GUCUCAAGAGGUGGCGCCAAAUGUAAAUUCGGAUGAAAUGGCACAUCUGUUAUGUUUGUUUUUUCCGUGACUCUUUUCCACGCGACUGCGAGCAGGACAAGAUGUUCACGGCAAGCGCCAAAAUCGUGAAAGCCGGCGGUGCCGAGCCCGAUGCAUUCGAGUCCAGCAUCUCCCAAGCUCUUCUGGAUCUUGAGAUGAAUUCUGAUCUCAAAUCACAGCUUCGAGAGCUUUACAUCACUAAAGCUCGUGAAAUUGAGACAAAUAACAAGAAAUCUAUCAUCAUCUAUGUCCCGAUGCCCAAACUGAAGGCUUUCCAGAAGAUUCAGACACGAUUGGUACGUGAGCUUGAGAAGAAAUUCUCAGGUAAACACGUGAUGUUCGUUGGUGAGAGGAAAAUCCUUCCCAAGCCAACGAGGAAGACACGUACAAAGAACAAGCAGAAGAGGCCAAGAAGCCGAACCCUCACGGCUGUGUAUGAUGCACUGUUGGAGGAUCUCGUUUACCCAGUGGAGAUUGUUGGAAAACGAAUCCGAGUUAAGCUGGACGGUUCUCAAUUAAUUAAAGUUCAUCUGGACAAGAAUGAACAGACGAACAUUGAGCACAAGGUUGACACCUUUGGUGCCGUCUACAAGAAGCUGACGGGACGCGAUGUGACAUUCGAAUUUCCGGAAUCGUAUGUCUAAUUUAUA
Messenger RNA from Fopius arisanus, 689 nucleotides. It is a transcript of the gene RpS7, whose product is annotated as ribosomal protein S7. Gene Ontology annotation, cellular component: small-subunit processome; cytosolic small ribosomal subunit; ribosome. NCBI's taxonomy places the organism in Eukaryota, Metazoa, Arthropoda, Insecta, Hymenoptera, Braconidae. Gene Ontology annotation, biological process: translation; ribosomal small subunit biogenesis; rRNA processing. The coding region runs from base 33 to 683 and encodes 216 amino acids. Gene Ontology annotation, molecular function: structural constituent of ribosome. The transcript is spliced from 4 exons. The record is from RefSeq and is a predicted model, not a curated record.